Naegleria gruberi is the source of this 1707-nucleotide messenger RNA. RefSeq lists its product as uncharacterized. Gene Ontology annotation, biological process: DNA-templated DNA replication; error-prone translesion synthesis. The coding region runs from base 1 to 1707 and encodes 568 amino acids. NCBI's taxonomy places the organism in Eukaryota, Heterolobosea, Eutetramitea, Acrasida, Naegleriidae. The record is from RefSeq and is a predicted model, not a curated record. The transcript has 4 exons. Gene Ontology annotation, cellular component: epsilon DNA polymerase complex. Gene Ontology annotation, molecular function: DNA binding.
AUGAGUGCAAAUAAAGCCAUCGCAUCAAAGCUCUGCGUGACGGCAGCUAAAAAGUACCAAUUUACCUUGUCAAAUUCGGCACUUCCUGAUUAUUGUGUAAAUAAAUUAAUGAGCAAGGAUGAAAUCAAUGAAUUUUUACCAGAAUUUUUUAAAUUUUUGCAGGAUAAGAAUGUUAAAGAUAAAAAUUUAUCGGGCGAAUUAAUAGAAGAGAAAUUAAAAGAGUUCCAAUCCAAGAGAAUGGAUACAUCAGAUGAUUUAGUGGAUGAUAAUACAGCAGUUCUUGGACACAGAGAUGCCAUUCAAAUAAUUAAUGCUGAGGAUAAACCAUUCUAUUCCUAUAACAUGUCAAGAAAGGUUUUUGAACCUGAACAAAGAGAUACUACCUUCUUCUCAGAGGUUCAACAAAAGGUUGAAGUAUUCCGUGACAGAUAUAAAAUGAUUUAUCAAAAAGUAAUGAGAGGAAAACAAUUCAAUCCAACAGACCCUAAUGCAAUCUCUUUAACUAGUAUUGAUUCACUUUUAGGAAGUAGAGGAUCAAAAUAUAUUAUGGGAUUAAUUACAAGAAAGUCUGCAGACAUUUAUCAAAUUGAAGAUUUGAAUGGUGUCACACAGGUUGAUAUUUCUGAGUCAACAACUAAUAAUAGAGGAACGAUUUUGGAAGGAUCUUUUGUUAUUGCUUCAGGUGUUUAUGAUAGUGUGACAAAGGUAUUCAAAGCAUCUGCUAUUGUUUUACCAACUUGUGAAGAUAGAGAUGAUAGUGAAAGAUUCUUAUCUGUGGGAAGAAGCAGCAUGUUGGACAUGUUUGGUUCAUCUUCACCAGAAAAGUUAAAAGAGCUCAAAAAUAAGGAAGAUAUCAACAAGAAUGCCUUCAUUGUGGUUGUUUCAGAUGUUUGCCUUGAUAAGCCUUUAGUAUUUGAAAAGCUAGCUCUCUUAUUUGAAUAUAUCAAGUGGAAUCAACACAAUAGAACUUCUGAGGACUCAUACGAAUUGAUGCCAGCAAUGUUUUUAUUUAUUGGUAAUUUCAUAUCUAGACCAUUCCAAUUCUAUUCCUCUUCCUCCUCUAGUUCAACAACCUCUGAUCGUGUUUUAUAUCAAAAGAAUUUUGAAAAGCUUGCCAAGAUGAUUGAAGAACGAUUCCCUAAUUUCAUUUACAAUUCCAAAGAAAAUGAAAAUGCUCCAACGUUUGUAUUUGUACCAGGUCCAAAUGAUCCAACAUUCUCUCCAAAUGGCGUACUUCCAAGAUCUCCAAUUUUAGAUAGUAUCAGCAGAACCUUUAAAUCAAGAAUUCCAAACAGCUUCUUUGCCACAAAUCCAUGCAGAAUACGGUUCUACACUCAAGAGCUUGUUGUAUUCAGACAAGAUUUACAACAACAAAUGAGAAGACACACUGUGAUAGAACACAAGGAGGAAACUCAAAUUUAUCAAUCAAUGUGUGAAACAGUUCUUGCACAAUCUCAUUUGAGUCCCUUCGCCAUGCAUUUACAACCUGUAUUCUGGGAACAAGAUCACUCAUUGAGUCUAUUCCCAUCUCCACAUUCACUCAUUCUAGCCGAUAGAUGCCAACCAUUCAAUACAAAAGUCGAAGGUUGUACCUGUUUCAAUCCACAUUCAUUCCCUGUUGAUUUUUCAUUUGAAAUAAUUUCGCCACUCUCCAAUCAAGUAGAAACACACAAACUUCCUGAUCUAGCCGAUCAAUCCAAAGAAUAA